Rhizophagus irregularis DAOM 181602=DAOM 197198 is the source of this 201-nucleotide messenger RNA. The record is from RefSeq and is a predicted model, not a curated record. Lineage: Eukaryota; Fungi; Glomeromycota; Glomeromycetes; Glomerales; Glomeraceae.
AUGAAUAAUUCUUACGCUUUAGCUAUACAUAGAGAUUUUCAUUCUGGAAAUAUACUAUACUCACAAUUUAAUGAUCUUGGAUUUUGUGGACCUGCUGAUAAAUCAUCAAAAACCAAAAGUGUGCCAGGAACUCCAUUAGAAUAUAAAAAUUUAAUGAAAGAAUGUUGGGAUGCCAAUUCAUUAAAAAGACCUGAUAACUAG